GGACCCAACUCCAGUACCUCACUGUUCCGGUAAGGGUCGAAAAACUAAGCAUUUUGCCACAGUGCAGGUGCUCUGUGGCAACAAAAAAUAGGUGAUUUAUAAGUUAGCAUACUAUUAUGGGUGUAAUAUAUGUAUGACCAGAAAUGUGGUCAAAGAGGAUCAGACCAAGAAACGAGCGGUUUUCUGUCACUGACACACUUCCUUUUCACCGAACCGAGUUUCCUGUGUAGGGGCGGUUGCCAUGGAGACGGUGAACAGCGGCCUGCUGUGAGGGUAUGGUCAGACUUCUUGAGGAGCCACCUGCACCCUCACACAAUCUGUCAUCCACGAGUACAACAACGAUGGGGAGGCCCACAAUCUGGAAGUGUUUGGCCAGGGGGAGGCUCUGCUUCAGGGCUCAGUGCUGGAGGAUCUAGAGGACAGAAUACACUUCUUCAUAGAGGGCUACCUACAGGGGUUCCAGGUGCUGUGUGACCUGGCCGAUGGCUUCUCCGGCCUGGGUUCAAAGGUCACUGAGAUGCUGCAGGACUCCUAUGGGGGACGGGGCAUCUUGAGCUGGGAACUUGCACCUGUUAGUCACCCAGACACAGUGGUGGCUGCGUACGGAGCCCUCCCCUUUCCUAUGGCGCAGGGCAGCUCUCUCCCUGACACCCUGGGUGACUUGCUGUGGAAACCCCUAUCGGCUUGCCCCGAGCAGGCCAUGAUUGACCGAAGCUGCACACAAGCUGCUCAAGGGUUUAGAGUUGCAGAGUCUGGUUAGCCAGCUGAGACCAGGGAUGCAGCCGCCCACCCCGCUGCAUAGCCUUGAUUGUAGGGAAGACGUGCUAGCCUCCUACAUCAAUGCCCACUACGCCUUGUUCGGUCCAGCUUGUAUCAAGCCCCAGUAAACUGACCCCGCCCUUCCCACAGAUUUUCAGCCAGUCCCUGGGUCCCCAGGGCUUUCUGCAGAGUCAGGCCCCUCCCCCCAACUCGAGGUCCCCUAGUCUCCUCCUCCGGGUGCACACCUGCCUGCACUCGUCUCCGUCCCUGGGCCCGUGGCUGUUGGAGCUGCGGGGGGGGGGGGGGUCCAGGGCGCUGGCACCACGCUGCAGCUUCCUCUCCCGGGGUACUGAGCUGGCCGACUUUCAGGAGUAUCGGGAGCAACUCGGCCUCCUUGUUCGCUGUUACCGUGACGAUAGCAGAGGCAUGAUGCGACGAUCGAUUGACUGACAUCCACAAGAGUAAUUUUCUCUUUUCCGUCUUCUGCAUUGUUAGCCCAGAACGAUUCUGCACACUCCAUACCAUCCGAAUAGAUGGGUCUCGAUGGACCGCGACUGGAAUUGACAGACCCACCCGUCCACAUUGUAUAGUCACCAGAGGAUCAACUCGAGAUCAUACAGACUCACUUAGACUUGAUAAGGAUUGGGGAUUCUGGUUGGAAACAAUGGACUCGCUGUUUGAGAUGGUGACGGAGAACUGUUACCAUAGAACAUUGAGGUUUUAAUUGACAAAAGAUAAUAGUUGGACAGUGAAACUAAGUCCUUAUGAAAUAAGAGAGAAAAUAGGGUGAUAGAAUAAGAAAAGGUCAAUGAAGGGAGAAUAUGGUAGGCUACAUAUGAGAACUGAUAGUCACUUCCCCCUCAAGUUUCAGAGUUUAUUCGCCAUGUGCACAGGAUACAACAGGUGUAAAACAUUAGUGACAUUUUUACUUUGAUCUCUUUCCCAACAAUGCAGUGAUAAUAUAAUUCCCCCAAAAAUAAUAAACCACAAGAAUGGAAGUGUGUGUACACAUAAAUGUUAAUCAUACAAAUGUCCAGUUGUCAAUAGUUUCCCAUAUUGGGAUAACAUAAGAUGGCAAUCAUGGUAAAUGUAUGCUAGAAUCUGUGGCAGUGAGGAAAUUAAAAGUGCAAUUAUGUUUGAAAUGUAGUUUUUUCUAUUCAUGUCACUAGCUGGCAGCAUUGAAGUAUGGACAUAAAUUCACGGACAGACAAGAAAAAGCUGUUCCUUUAAGCACCAGCAACACCGAGAUGGAUUAAAUCCAUUACGCAUUAAUCUCUGUAAAACAGUUAAAAUCAUUUAAACAAGUUAAAAUCAUUAACGUUAAGAAUCAUUUAAUGGGGGCAAAACAUAUUUAAAGAUCUGUGUGGCCGGCCCCUUACAUCUACAAGCGGCGUUCGAUGUUUUGCCUAUAGCUUGACACAAUCUUCUCUGUCGUGUCUAUUUGUGAGAAUCGGGUUCGCUCCAGCCUGAAUGACAAAAUGGAAAGUAUCUGUUAACCACACACCCACAGCUCAUUCGGAGGAAGCUGGCCAGAAGCAGUUAACCCCUAUCGCGUUUCAUAUCACCAUGACAAGAGAUCAAGAGAAGAGAAACUUGCGAGGAUUUCAAAAACGAGAGACAUAGAAUUAGAUGUCUAAAGUCUGUCUUCCAGAUAGCUAUUAGAUCAAUUAUCUUUCACCGACUAUGGACAACCUCAACUCCUCCAACACCUCCAGCUUGGACCCCACCUCCCCGGAUUCGGGCCGCCUGAUUUCGAGCAUCGUCCUGGGGUUGUGCUGUGCGUUGGGCCUCCCUGGUAACAUAGCUGUCCUGUUGUUCAUCCUGCGCGGCUCGUCCCGACGCCCCAACUUUACCCUGUGCCUCAUACUGAACCUGGCGUCCUCUGACAUCUUAUGCCUGGCCACUGUGCCCAUGUGGAUUUAUUCUCUCCUGCACGGCUGGACUCUGGGCAGUGCCACCUGCAAGCUAGCCACCUUCCUGCUCUACCUCAGCCUGUACGCGAACGUGCUAACGGUCACUCUACUCGGUGUCCAGCGCUAUCUCCAGGUGUUAUACCCGCAAAUGUGGAACCGGCUGGGGCGCAAGGGGAAGGCGGCGCUGGUCCUGGCCCUGUGGGGGCUCGCCUGCGCCCUGACUGCCCCCGCCGUGACCACUCGCUAUGUGGGUGAUGGCGAGCUCAAGUGCCGGAGACACAGUGAAUCCGAUGCUGAAAGAGUAGCGGUCCUCAUUUUGGAGACCUUUCUGGGGUUUGUGGUCCCAUUCUUUGUGCUGGUCACGUCCUACUGCUGCCUCCACCGGCGGGUGAACCAGACGGCGCUGUUCAACAGCGCCAGGUUGACGCGGCUGGUCACCAGUGUGCUGGUCGCCUUCUUUGUCCUCUGGGUCCCCGUGCACAUUGUCAACAUGGUGGACAUUGCCGGCAUGGUGCUGCGGGCUUCCCGGCCAGAGGCGUCGGCAGUGCUGCUGCGCCACAGGAGCGCGGCAGCACGUGUCGUCCGGAGCUUCACAUUUGUCAACAGCUGCCUGGACCCCUUCCUGUACGCCUUCGCCUCACGGAGGAACUGGAAGUAGCCCAAGCGGGAAGCAGGCCACAAAGGUCUGAAGUCGUCCUCUGCAGGUGCGACAAAAGGGAUGUGACUGGCAUGCCAACCCAUAACUCUAACCCUACCCAUAACCAACCCCCCUAACCGUAACAAGUCCUUUCACCCCUGCUAUUUGUCCUCAACAAAACCCACAUUAUUUGGUUGCUAAAUCUGGGUCUGUAUAGCCUGUACUGUCUGUGUAUCCAUAGAUCACCAAAGGGACUAAUCUAGGCUACCCUAUCUCCCUUCAAGCUGACCACCGUUGGUGAAAUCCUAAAUUAUAUUGCUUCCGUGAGCUUUCUCAUGCAUAAAUAAAUUGGUAAUGUUUUCAUGAUUAACUAGAUUUUUGGUUUCUCUUGCAGUACACGUAGGCUACUUCUGCUUUGGUUCAGAGGAGCCCCAAUUUCCCACUCUAAAAAAUCAACUGGGGCAUGUGUUUGAUUAGCAAACUAGAAAUAUGUUUGCAUUAAAUUAAUUAAUCGUGUUUAUGUUCAUUGUUUGUUGUACAUGACUCAAAGAAAAUCCUGAUGAAUUAAAUGAAUUCAUGUCAAUCCAAUGAGAAUGAGGUCCCUCAAAACAAUGACUCUGAUAUGGUUAGCUAUUGAGCAUGCUCCAAGCCCACCGGAUGCACAAAAAGUUCGUAGGAGUGGGACGUUUCAUGGACGAAUAACCAGGACUUGCAAGAGUACUUUCACCUAAUCGUUUGGCAUCCUUGAUAUUAAGGGUAAGUAAUUCAGACAUAUCUACAUUAAUUUAUUUAGUUCAAUAGGGUGAGUGAUAAAUAGUUAUUCGACAUUUGAGACAUAAACUACAUCAUUAUGGAAGAAGCCAACAUUAUCUGUGCAUACAGUUGAAGUCAGAAGUUUACAUACACUUAGUUUGGAGUCAUUAUUAUUAUUAUAUAAUUAGUUUUUCCUUGGG
Molecule: messenger RNA, 4262 nt
Organism: Oncorhynchus mykiss (rainbow trout)
Lineage: Eukaryota; Metazoa; Chordata; Actinopteri; Salmoniformes; Salmonidae
Source: RefSeq, a predicted model, not a curated record